AUGUUAACUCGCACCGUUUGUCAACCGCCGUCCAAAGCGAGGUCUCUUCAGACCAGAGCUGCGGCCUGUGGUGCUCUACGGCCUAUUGGCAACUCACUGCUAAGGGCCGGAAUGAACCAGCAGAUCCGCAGCUUUCGCUUUGGUAUGUGGUCUUCCUACCUUGAUCCUGAAUUCCAGAAAGAGAUUCGACACCGCCAACGUGUGCUUAAGCAUAAAUAUGUCGAAGCAUUUCAUGGAAAGUUAUCAUGGGACCAGCGCUCCAUCGAUAGUCACCCCAAAGUCGUUUUAAAGCAUAUGCUUCGUAGGUAUUGGAGUCCAACUGGACCAAGAUGCGGCUCGCGGUCUGUCGACCAUGGCGAAUUGAACGAUCGGCGACAACAAAGUCGGAUAACUCCAGACACUGGAAAUGUACGCGUGAAAACAUCAUGGGUUCCUGAUUCAUAUGCCUCCUGGAUGAGUAAUUACGGCGAUUAUAUGCGAUAUUCGUCUACCCGUUCGUGGAAGUCUCGACUAGAUGAUGCGAUGGAUCAUUGGGGUGGCAAAGCCUCGAAGCACACGGCCCAAGCAGAGUCUCAUGCACACUCAUCGGAGUCGGCAGAUGCUAAACAUAACCUAACUAAGGAACAAGAACAUGAUUUUGGUGUAUCGUCCAGUGAAGACUAUACUAUUGAUCCGAUUACGAUGCGUAAAAUCCCAAGGAGAUUCGACGGACAAGCCGUUGAUUCGACGUCAUCCCCUGCCAAUUCCUUCAAAUCAUACAGGGCUCAGUUCUCUGCAUUUGCACCACCCAAAGAUGGAGAAAAUCCAGGUCCUACCCAUUCCGACGGUCCACCUUCUCCUGUAGAACUCAAAGAGUAUGGUCAAAUCAAAAUUGACGAGGUACCAUCUCAUGGUGCUGGUGCUAGUGGCGGUCACGACGGAAUACAGGCGUUGGGUGACAAUGUAGAGUCCCCCCGAUAUCCCGUGAUGCAAAGCGAAGAGUACGCCCUAAACCAUCUCCCGCCCGAUGAGCCAGACGAGCAGUAUGAUGACUUUCAUAGAUACCAAGCAUAUCAACGCGACGAACUUGACGAACGGGCCUCAGAACCAACGAAGAGCUAUGAAGAUCUCGAUAAGUAUAAGACUUACGGGGCCAGAGAGGCAGAAAAUGCUAGUGAAAAAACACCACAGAAUUACGAAGACCUACAUGAGUACAAGCCCUACAUUCAUAAUGAAAAUAUAGAUACCGAAAAGCAUACUGAACGUUAUGAUGACUUGGGCGACUAUGGACCAUAUAAAUAUCAAGAAGGUGUGGCAAGAGACAUCCCAUCCACUGAAUAUGAUGAUCUCCAUAAGUACAAGCACUAUAAAGAAGACAGUAUUAAACCAGUGGACGACUCGGCACCCAAGUACGACGACUUGAAUAAGUAUGAUACAAAAAUCUUUGAGGACUCUGCGCCAGAGGAGCAACCUUUCCAACAAUAUGGAGAUCUCGAGCAGUACAGAAUUUUCAAGUCUCAAGAACUCGACAAUGCAGUCACCCAAGAGCGAGAUAUCGUUGCAGAGUCUCUCGAAGAAUUCGACGCAAAAGCGCCUGAACCAACCUUGGAUAAGAACCCAACAUCGAGUAUAUUGGAUGGGCUUCAAAAGCUUGACCUCAACGGCGUAUCGCAGUUCUCGUCAGCACAAGAGGGUAGUCGACCUUCAGCUACGGAAACCGAAUCUCGAGCAAGUCAACCGGGAUUGACUGGUAAUUAUCUCCGUGAUUUCCCAGAUGAUUUUUCGGGAUCAUGGGGUACACCGGACGGGAAGAUAGCAUAUAUUCAGGAGGCCGAGAAGCAAUAUUCAGAUGAGCUUUCCGAGUCUACAAACUCCCAAAAGUUAGAGACGAGCUUGGAUAGACAGCAGACUGAACCGAAGCUGGAAGCGGGUCUCAACCAGCCAGAGGUAAGGUCUACGAGACGCAUAUUUGAUCAUUAUAGAGCGCAGGCCGAAGUUGACCCGUACUCUAAAGAACCACAGGGAUUGGAAACGUCGUAUACCAGGGAAUGUGACGGGGAACAAGCGCCAUUAACCUUCGCCAAAACGUACGGCAACGACUCGAGGGAAACAAUGCUGGAAUCCCUACCAGCGGAAGAUGCCAGUCAAAAGAUUCUUGACCUUAAGCCGCUAUAUUUCAGAGACCCCGAGGUCGACGGGCGACCGCCAAUUUCAUCAUCCGAAUCUGAUCCCAUGCCCGAACCGAACCGAACUACCGAGCCGACAGUGUAUAAGAUUCUAGCCUAUGACCCAACCAUGCAAAAGAUCAACCUCGCCGAAACUACUUCAGUUGUACCUGAUCAAGCAUCUCCAUUGUCACCAGCAGAAGUGCUUCUCCGCCUAUCAAACCCGACAAAAUUCUUUCCACAUUUCGCACCCUUACAGGCCGAGGGCUUCGAGAUCGUAUCUGGCAGUGGGGAUGUGCUAGUCUUUCGUCAAGUUCGACCACUCAAAGUAACAGGUCACGGGGGCGCGUCACCGGUUAACCCUAUAGAUAUGAUGGGGAAACCGGCAGCCUUGCCAAAUGCGGCCGCAUUCGUUUCGCCUACAGGAUUUGUCAAUUACGACGUACCACAAGCUGAAGAGGAGACCCAAGCGCCUGCUUUCCGUUCUAAUAUCGACGUCAGAAGAGAAGAGCCUGUAUUCAGCGGGCCCAAAUCAACGACCCGCGAGGAAGCACGGACUCACCCGAAGGAUGGCGUCGGUAAACGAGUGCUGAUAGGUGGUGCUUGGGUAGCCGGAAUUUCGUACGCUCUUGGCGUCGUUAGCGAAUAUUUCAUAACCGGCGGCACUGACGGUCGGGGGCCAACUGGCUUCUGA
Messenger RNA from Daldinia childiae, 2838 nucleotides. RefSeq lists its product as uncharacterized. The transcript has a single exon. NCBI's taxonomy places the organism in Eukaryota, Fungi, Ascomycota, Sordariomycetes, Xylariales, Hypoxylaceae. The coding region runs from base 1 to 2838 and encodes 945 amino acids. The record is from RefSeq and is a predicted model, not a curated record.